Messenger RNA from Nematocida homosporus, 1290 nucleotides. Its product is annotated as kinetochore protein Nuf2. Gene Ontology annotation, biological process: kinetochore organization; meiotic chromosome segregation; mitotic spindle organization. Lineage: Eukaryota; Fungi; Microsporidia. Gene Ontology annotation, cellular component: Ndc80 complex; kinetochore. Gene Ontology annotation, molecular function: protein-containing complex binding. The transcript has a single exon. The record is from RefSeq and is a predicted model, not a curated record. The coding region runs from base 1 to 1290 and encodes 429 amino acids.
AUGAAGAGUCUUAUGCCCACAUACACUAUUCCAAAUAUGAGUGUAAAAGAGAUUGUACAAUAUUUAGGAGAUAAUGGAUUUAACAUCCUAGAUAGUGAUAUUCUUUUACCCAACAGCGGGUAUGUUUGCAAGCUUUAUGAAGGUGUGCUUGGGGUGUUUGCCGAGGAAAGAAUAGCCGAAGGUGUAGAAGAAUCAGUCGGAAUUGUGCAGAUCUUUGGACGAAUGCGACAUCUCAUGGAAAGAUUAGGGUUUGGAGUGUUUCAAAUGAAAGAUAUUACUCAGCCAGAAAGUGCGCGUUUGAUUAAGAUCCUUAGUACAGUGAUUAACUUUGGUUUGUUUAAAGAGAGUAAGCGGCAUGUUUACAGUAGUAUCUAUCGGAAACGCGAAGAAAUUGAAGGGGCAGUAGAAGAGUGCGAACAAGAGGCUCGCGAACAGAAAGAAAGGCUUAGAAAGAAGCGCCAGGAAAGAGAUGCAGCUCAGAAACAAAUCAAGAUGUUAGCUAAAGAAGUAGCCAAUCAGGAAAGUGAAAUAGUGAACUUCCAUCGUAAUCAGCAAGCACUAGUCAAUCAAAUAGAAGAGAUAAAACGUGAGCACAGUUCCUUACUAGAAAGAAUCAAUGUUGAGAAGUGCCAGUUAAUUGAAGCCAAACAAGAAGUAUCCCGAUUACAAGCCAAAAUAGUCAAAAACCCCGAACAAUUGAAAGAACUCCUUAUGGGUAUGAAGAUGCAACUUCAUAAUGAAGAAAGUAUUCUCAGGGAGUAUGAAAAGAAGAUAUCACACUUACACAAAAACAUUGGUCAGUUUAAGGUAGCAGUUGAAGAUCUAAAGUCUUUGGUUUGUACAGUAUCUUUAACUGGCGAGUACAAAACUCGGCUAGAUGAUGGCCAGUGUGUUUUGAAGCAGUUGCAAAGUAGCAAUACUAACUUGGAGAUUGAAAACAAUUCAAAGGAAGCGGAGAAGAACUUACUAGACCGAAAGAUAUCUUAUAUCAUUGAGAAAAUGAAUGCCUUAACUCUGGAAGAUACUGCUCGGAUUGAAAGUACGCGCAAGGAAUUUGAAGCCCUACGUGAGAAGCACAGUACGAUUAUUGCCGAAAGAGAGAGUGCCCAAGCUCUUAUUCAGAAGAACAAUCAGUUGAUCAAAGAGUUGGAAAAUGAAAUAGUCAAUGUUGAGGCUAAACACGAGUCUUAUCUUUCCUCUGUGUACACCGAACUCCUACAACAAAAAAGCUUCCUGGCCGGCUACGCCACGGACUUGGACAUGGUCUUCAAAGGUGAGUAUGCCCAGUAA